This is a messenger RNA of Pyricularia grisea, 351 nucleotides long. RefSeq lists its product as uncharacterized. The transcript is spliced from 3 exons. Bases 43 to 276 code for a protein of 77 amino acids. NCBI's taxonomy places the organism in Eukaryota, Fungi, Ascomycota, Sordariomycetes, Magnaporthales, Pyriculariaceae. The record is from RefSeq and is a predicted model, not a curated record.
GCUACAUGGCUCAUGCCUCCUCCCCUUAUACAAUCUUGAUUAAUGUGUAGAAUAAUUAACGCCUUGCCAGGCAAUAUGUGGACCCGAUAUGGAAAAACAGGGGGCAUUCAUUCGAUUACCGAUCUUGUUUGGGAAAAAGAAAAGAAGCAAAAGAAGCGAGCGAAAGCCAGAAUUCGUCAUGGAUUGAAAGAUAUUUACCGUCGGUCCCACUACAUCUUUUGGAAGAUAAGCUCCCGUCGGUACCCGCAAUCGCAGCGAUCGCUAGGCUGUGAUUAGACCAAACUCUCAGGAACCUCCCUCCCUCCUGUCACCAUUCCAUUUGUUUGCCCCACCUCACCUCCAAUAACGCGU